This is a messenger RNA of Dromiciops gliroides (monito del monte), 3403 nucleotides long. RefSeq names its product coronin 6 (gene CORO6). Gene Ontology annotation, molecular function: actin filament binding. Gene Ontology annotation, biological process: cell migration; actin filament organization. The record is from RefSeq and is a predicted model, not a curated record. Lineage: Eukaryota; Metazoa; Chordata; Mammalia; Microbiotheria; Microbiotheriidae.
AGCUAAAUCGGGAGCGCAAUUGUGGCUGGAAUGCGGCGGCUGCGGGUGCCCUUGAUCUCGGUCGGCCCCUGCAGCCAGGCCGCAAUGGGGGCGGCCCCUGGGGCACGGUGUGGGCGCCCCUCGCUCCUCGCUGCUGAUUGAUACCCACCCGGGGCUCCUCAUCCUCCCUUAGCGAGGAGUCCCGGACCCUUGGGAGAGGUAGACGGCAUGGAGAAGCCCUUUCCUCAGUUUCCCUUUCUGAUCAAGGAAAAAGUUGAGCUAGUUGGGAACCGGAGGGGCGCCCGGCUUUCCCGCCAAGGGCCCUUGGACCCGUCAAGGUUUGGGGAGGAGGCUGAGAGGGGAGGGAGAGGUGCCCGGCCCCGCCCCUGCCUGCCCCGCCCCGCCCCGCUCUGGAGCCCCGGCUCCGCCCUCACAGGUUGAUGGCCCGGGCAGCUGACACUGCAGCGAAGGAGCCCUGCCCAUCUGGGGAGAGAGCGAGGGGGCGCCGGAGCCUGGACCCUUCUGAGCCCUUGCGGGAGGCGAGCCUCCGCCCGCGUACCAACGCCCGGACGCCCUGAGCCUUGAGCCCACUGCUCCGGCCAAAUUCCGUCUGCAGAAGAGCCGCAGCGGCGAGGGGACUCCCCCAACACCCCGACCUCCGGGCCCGGCGGCCCACACCCCUCCCUCCCCGGCCCCGCUGCCGGCUCUGCACCAGCCAUGAGCCGGCGAGUCGUCCGGCAAAGCAAGUUCCGGCACGUGUUUGGCCAGGCCGGGAAAGCCGAGCAGACCUACGAGGACAUCCGAGUGUCCAAGGUCACAUGGGACAGCUCCUUCUGCGCUGUCAACCCCAAAUUUCUGGCCAUCAUCGUGGCUGGAGGGGGCGGAGCCUUCAUCGUGCUGCCCUUGGCUAAGACGGGCCGCGUAGACAAGAACCACCCGACAGUCAAUGGACACACAGCGCCUGUGCUGGACAUAGACUGGUGUCCCCACAAUGACAGUGUGAUCGCCAGCGCCUCCGAGGACACCACAAUCAUGGUAUGGCAGAUCCCAGACUACACACCUGUGCGGAACAUCACAGAGCCCAUCGUCACGUUGGAGGGCCACUCCAAACGUGUGGGUAUCCUCUCCUGGCACCCCACAGCCCGGAACGUCCUGCUCAGCGCAGGAGGGGACAAUGUUAUCAUCAUCUGGAAUGUGGGAACAGGGGAGAUGUUGUUGAGCCUGGAUGACAUGCACCCCGACGUCAUCUACAGUGUCUGCUGGAAUACCAACGGGGGCCUGUUCUGCACCACCUGCAAGGACAAGACCCUUCGAGUCAUCGACCCCCGGAAGGGCCAGGUGGUGGCGGAAAGGUUUGCUGCCCAUGAAGGGAUGAGGCCCAUGCGGGCCGUCUUCACACGCCAAGGUCACAUCUUCACCACGGGAUUUACCCGCAUGAGCCAGCGUGAGCUGGGCCUGUGGGACCCGAACAACUUUGAGGAGCCCAUGGCACUCCAGGAGAUGGACACCAGCAAUGGGGUCCUCCUUCCCUUCUACGACCCUGAUUCUAGCAUAGUCUACCUGUGCGGCAAGGGGGACAGUAGCAUCCGGUACUUUGAGAUCACUGACGAGCCCCCCUUUGUCCACUACCUGAACACCUUCAGCAGCAAGGAGCCCCAGCGAGGCAUGGGUUUCAUGCCCAAGAGGGGCUUGGAUGUCAGCAAGUGUGAAAUUGCCAGAUUCUACAAGCUGCAUGAAAGGAAGUGUGAGCCCAUCAUCAUGACUGUACCCCGAAAGUCAGACCUGUUCCAGGAUGAUCUGUACCCUGACACGCCAGGCCCCGAGCCAGCCUUGGAGGCAGAUGAAUGGCUAUCGGGCCAGGAUGCAGACCCGGUGCUGAUUUCCCUACGAGACGGCUACGUGCCCCCCAAGAGCCGAGAACUUCGGGUCACCAAGCGCAACAUUCUGGAUGUCCGGCCGCCCACUGGCCCACGACGAAGCCAGUCUGCCAGCGAUGCCUCCUUCUCGCAGCAGCAGCAGCAACAGACCCUGGAAACUUUGCUUGAGGAAAUUAAGUCCCUCCGAGAGAGGGUCCAGGCCCAGGAAGAGCGCAUCACAGCCCUGGAGAACAUGCUUUGCGAAUUUGUCGAGGACACUGAUUAGCCCCGCCCCGCCCCCACUCCCCAUCUCCUGCUCCUGGCUCCCUUCCUCUGACCCCAGGAUGGAAGGGCUACAAAUUCAAUCCAAGGGACUUCACCCCUGCAGAGGGGAGGGGGAAGAAGAGUAGACCCUUUCCCCAACUUUCAAGUGGGGAAUGAAGUGUGAAUGGGGUGUGACCUUUUUGGGGGGCGGGGUUUCACCUCUGAGAGAGGAGCUCAGCCCCUUUCAUUUUUUUUUUUUUAGUGAGGCAAUUGGGGUUAAGUGACUUGCCCAGGGUCACACAGCUAGUAAGUGUUAAGUGUCUGAGGCCGGAUUUGAACUCAGGUACUCCUGACUCCAGGGUCGGUGCUCUAUCCACUUCGACACCUAGCUGCCCCCUGCGCCACCUAGCUGCCCCAGCCCCUUUCACUGAGAUAUUCACCCCCAACCUUUAUGUGUCCAAAGAGGGGGGUGUAGGAAGGUAAAAAUGUAUGCCCCCCAAGGGGAGGGGUUGAGAGACACUGUUAGCGAUCAAUCAACAAGCAUUUAAUAAUCUCCUGCUAUGUGCCAAGGAGAAAAGACAAAAAUGAAACUGUCCCUGCCCUCAAAAAACUUACUUUCUUUGGGAGAGGGGAGACUUGGGAUAUGAACUGAGGACAGAGGAAGGACCAUGGGGGGGGGGGCAGGGAGCAGUGGUAUUGAGAGUGGAAUUUUUAGGCCAAACCUCAUGAUAGAGGCAGGGGAGGGGAGACGAGAUCAGGACACAAGUUUGGGGAAUGCGGUGGUUAGUGUGGAAUGGCUCCUUCUGCCCUAGUUUCUUCCUUUCCUUCCUCACCCCAGCCACUAUAGGGGUUGGAGGAGACCCAAGGGAGAGAGGUGUCCCAUUAGCUGGGCCCUGGAGGUGAGGGCUUUGCUAGUGCAGGAGGGCAAAGGAGUCACUUUCAACUCCCUCCCAGAAGGGGAGAUGUGAUUGUUGGGGCUUCUCCCUGGCAUAAGCAGGUGGUGGAAACCUCACAGGAAAAGACAGAAACCUGAGGUGGCCUCCGGUCCCCUCACCCAUGGCUGGGUGCCCUCCUCUCCUCCAUCUCUCACCAUGUAUCUCCUCCACAGCACACGGGCUCCUAUCCUGGUGUGUGAAGGCUCCUCUCCCCCGCCCCCCCCCACACCCUCAGUUCACACUAGACCAGGUGUGAAGGUAUGGCUUGGAAUGGAGCAGAUUAACCUGUCUGUCAGUCCCUGUUCCCCAUCAUGGGCUCUGCUGUUUAAAAAGGAAAUUGUGGAGGAUCGAAAAAUUAAAUAUUUUAUU